UCUCUAAUUUAUCUUUCCUAUUAGACUCCUUGAAUACUUUUAUGUAUUUAUAAUAUUUUUUUUAUUUACUCUAAUAUAUUUUUUCUUCAUUUUAAAAAAUUUUAUUGUCUUAUAAUAUUUCUUCCGAGCGCGCAUAACAAUGAUGCUAGUCACGAUAAGACGUGGUGUAAUCUCCGCCAUGCACGUUGAAAAUGCACGUUCCGAAAACAUUCUCGAGCUCGAAACGUUUAAACUGUCCUGCAUAGAAUAAUUUAGUGUGCUGCGGAAAUAGAAUCGUAUUCAACGUAGACGCUAAUCUAUUACGAUUAAUAUAUAUUUAAGGAUUCUUUAGGAAUGCAGAAAUUCAUUAGAGAAAAAAAUAUCAUCUUUAGCACACACUAAUCUCAUUUAAUCUAAUCAUUCUAAUCUCAGGAAAACGGCAAGGUGAUGUUUAGACCAUAAAAUUUUCAAUGUGUAGAAUUUUCCGAUGAUUCAUGUUUUUAUCGCCGAAGCAAUUCUAUGGGUUUCUUUUUGCCACGUUUUCUUUUAGUCUCAGAUGACUAAUCUUGCCUGCAUUUUGUGAUAAGGGAAAGCAAAAGGAAGGAAGGUACAGCUAAAUUCGACUACUGUCAGUCAUCAUUCAACCAACGUGCGUGUCGGUCGUGCUCAUCGAGUUAUAACAUCCGUCGCGAACGUCGAUAGAUCAGUCAACUGUUGUUCUGUUAAAUUAAUAUCUGCUGAUACUAUUAAAUUAAUAUCGGGUUAAAAGAAGAAAGAGAUAUAGAGAGGAGAACGGGAAGCAAAAUUAAGAACGUCCAAUAAAACGUAGACUUUAAUCUUCUGCCGCGUCGCACAUCAUGGCAGUCUCUCAACACUUUUGCCUCCGCUGGAACAACCAUCGCGCGAACUUGCUCAAUGUGUUCGACGAACUGCUGCACAAUGAGGCGUUCACGGAUGUUACCAUCGCCGUGGACGGUGGCACCAUCAAGUGCCACAAGGUGGUUUUGGUCGCGUGCUCGCUUUACUUCCAAAGCCUGUUCUCCGACCUUCAAUGCGGCCAUCCGAUCGUCGUGCUCAAAGACGUGAAGCUCUCUGAAAUCAAAGCGAUCUUGGAGUACAUGUAUCGCGGCGAAGUAAACGUGGCGCAGGAGCAUUUGGGAAGUCUUCUGAAGAUCGCGGAAGUACUGAAGGUAAAAGGUCUGAUGGGCGAGAACGUCGGCGGUUCGCAAAGCGACGAUCAGCGCGAGGAAGCAGUGACGUCGAUGUCGCCGCCGCCCGCGAUCAGCACGAGCACCGGUGGCGCAUCGCACAACACCCACGGCUCGCCGCCGCACUCCACCGGUUCCUACGGUAGUUUCUACGGCGGUAAGUCGUCGUCGAUCGAUCGGAGUCGGCUCAACGCGAUGUCGUGGCCCGGGAUGCCGAUUUAUGCCGCGACCAGCGCGGCCAGCGCGUAUCCGUUACAUCUCGCUGGUCACGAGAGCAAUGCUAGCGAUAUCGGCUUCAAAUCCUUGCCGCAGAUAAAGCGUAAGCGGCGCGAUAGUGCAGCAGCGGCGCAUCAGCAGUCGAGUCUGCUGACGGGAAAUCGUGACACGCCGAUCCUGCGCACAGUGCUCGGUCAGGGUCACGCGGACAGCUCGCAUGCCGACAAUCACCACUUCUGCUCGAAUAACACCAGCUCGACGAGCGACGAUAAGUGCGGCAUCGCCGAUUACAUCCACACCGAAACGGCGCACAGCCCCUACGCGGACGCUCCCCCGAUGGAGGACGACGAGAAGCAACGAGUAUCGCCGCAGUCGUAUGCCGGUGACAGUAAGUCGAGUGUCGUGAAUUAUUCCCAUCAGAAACCAGAGUGGAAGCGAUACAAGCAAUACUCUCGGGAGGAUAUCUUACGGGCUAUCGAUGCGGUCAAGUCGGGCAUAAGUCCUGUCCAAGCCGCGCGCACUCACGGCGUGCCGUCGCGCACACUAUACGACAAGGUGAAAAAGCUCGGCAUUAGCACACCGAGACCCUUUAAGCGUGCGCCUAACGGUAGCGGCACUUGCUUUUCCUACGGCAUUGGCAGCAAUGUAAAAGGUGUUUACAGCGGCAGCUUAACCGAGACCGACAACGAGAGCCGUGAUACCAAUAGCGUGAGCACACUGGAAAAUACGCCGUCAUUCGAGACUGUCAAGGCCAAGGACGCGUCGUCACAAGACCGCGGUGACUCUGCGACACCGAUGGAUGCCAUAUCGCAAUGUAGUACAAACCAGGUAAUACGCUGUAUCAAGCAGGAGCUGAAGGUGGACGACGAGGUGGAGGAUCUGUCGGUAAGUCGUAAGUCCGACGUUCCAGUGAUAAUGCCACCCACUACGUCGGGCGUAGUCCAUGAGGAAUCGCAGGAUCGGACUGUGCCGAACGACCGUCAAGACUACAACUGAUCUACCUCUUGUAUUCUCACGUGCAUUGCCUGCUCACACUUCUGUAUCAUGGUAACUCUCAGAGACUUUUCUUCGUUAGUGCUGAUACUAAUUACAUACGUAAAUGACGAAGAUGAGUUAAUACUGAUUUUAAUCUUUAACUUUGUUUUUAACGGAAGCCAUAGCACUAAGGUACAAUGUGAGGUUUUUAUUGUAUAUUGGACAUACCAAUGCACCCGCUACGAUCGAGACAUCGUUAUGCAGGAUAACAAAAAACUACGGAUCGAUGUCGAUGUUGACAACUCCGUUAUACAUGGGAUCGUAGCGAACAAUUAUGUCGGCAAUUAUUAUGGUUUGGCAUUGGUAUGGCAUGUUUGUGCCGGAGAAGUUCACUCUAAAAAACAGUGGGCGAAGUUGCUUUUUUCUUUUUUUCUUAAGAGAGGAGAUAAACGGAGGAAAAAGGAAAAAAGGAAAGAUGGUAUCUAGGAGAUCUAAGAGAAGAACAAUAUGUAGUACCUAGAUGAUCGAGUCGUACUUCCGUCCAGGCGGCGAAGAAAUAUCUAAAAAGAUAUAUAAAAAGAUAUCUAAAAAGAUAUUUCUAAUGAAUCAUGUAUUUAGAUACAUACUCAUGUAUUUAGAUACAUAUUCAUGUAUUCAGAUACAUACACUGGAAAAAAGUGGUUAAAUUAAAGCAAAAUUCGCUCAAGCAAACGUUCAUGAUUGGACGAAUUGUAUAGUUGCUGUGAGGAGAGUUAUCAACUGAUUCUUUAAUGAUAAUUUGGUCAAUAACUAUAUCGUAUAGCAAUUGAUUGCUACACUAACGUGUCAUUUGUUCAUAGCUACAAUAUUUCUUUGAAGGCAGAUGACCGAUGAUUUUGUCGACAUAAGUGUUUUUUUUCAGUGUAAUGUACAUAAUACAUUUGAAGGAUACAAUCUAUCCUGGAGCCGCCUCUGUUCCGCUUUAGGGAGAUCGAUCGUCUAAACUACUCGUGAUACCGAUCGGAAAAGCAAGUUGAAAAACGCAUCGUUUUUCCGACAGCAAUAUCUUAUUGCACGCUUGAACAAUUGUGGAUCUCGUCCGAGAUUGUUCACUAUUAUUUAAAUUCUUGAAUACAUUUUGAAGAAUUCUGAAGAAUAUUAGAAUGUUCAAAAUGAUUCUAAAAUCUACGGCGUUCGAAUCGUUUGAGAACUUGCGACCGAAAAAGAAUUUCCGUCAUCGCCUCCGACUUUCUGCCUCGUACAAGACUGAACAUACGUCGUAGAUUCAAGAGACUGAAUAUAUAGCACUUACGUUCCAAAUUCGUCCAAAUCCAUCAAGGAUGAUUAUUAUGCAAGAUAUCCCAUUACAAAUUUUCACGUUAUUGUCUUCGAGAUUUUCUUAAUAUAUAAAGCGAUAAUGAUAAUGAUUUUCUUAAUAUAUAUAAGCAAUAACGAUUGAUAAUGAUUAGAAGAAAAGCAAAUAGUUUCGAAACGGAAUAUAAGGCGAAGUAUCGUGAGAGAUGAAGUGUCGUACAUCUUGAAAAAUAUUUUGCUUAAAAGAAUGUUAAGACGAUCUUGAGACAUUUAUUUCAGUAAUCGCGGGUUCACGAGACAAUUACGUGGAAAAAUUAAGACGGGUCAUUCUCU
Messenger RNA from Odontomachus brunneus, 4004 nucleotides. Its product is annotated as broad-complex core protein isoforms 1/2/3/4/5-like. Gene Ontology annotation, biological process: regulation of transcription by RNA polymerase II. The record is from RefSeq and is a predicted model, not a curated record. The transcript is spliced from 3 exons. Gene Ontology annotation, cellular component: nucleus. Gene Ontology annotation, molecular function: DNA binding; protein binding. Lineage: Eukaryota; Metazoa; Arthropoda; Insecta; Hymenoptera; Formicidae. The coding region runs from base 837 to 2399 and encodes 520 amino acids.